CUCAAAGGACCGCUCGUACGUGUGAACAGAUUCGAAGUCCCCGUCAAUAUUCCCCCAAAUGGAUCGACUUCUCCACGUAUACGCGUAUUGUAUUGCAUAUAUUUAUACAGAAUUCUCACAUUUGCAUCCAAUAUCCAAGACUUGUUAUUCACUCGCCGAUUAAAAAAAAAAAGUUUCAAGAUUUCUGUUACAGAACCAUUCAUGGACGGAGGAAGAGCAACGUGGGCUGACCAGUGGGACAACAGCGGCUCCGGCCACGGCGGCGGCGCCGUCACCAAGAGCGGCGGAGCACCGUCUUCGAACACGGCCAAGUACAAGGAGAAGUUGGGACAAGGUUUUGAGAAGACAAAGGCCGUAGCUUCUUCUGGGUUCAGAAAAAUCAAGCAUGGCUCAAGCCUGGGCCUUCGUUGGGUUAAGGAUAAGUACCGCAAGACCACACAAAAACAUUAAAAAUUUCAUAUACAUAUGUAUAUAUAUGUGCGUGUGUGUGUGAGCUCUUAUGUUAUAAUUUUGUUUGUUGAUUUAUUUGAGGGUGUUUAGAACGAUCGAUUUUAUGUAGAUUGUAUGAGUUUUUAUGAUAAAGAUUUCGUUUCAAAUUUAUUAAUAGAUGAAAAACAUGAUAUCAAGCUUA
Molecule: messenger RNA, 631 nt
Organism: Tarenaya hassleriana
Lineage: Eukaryota; Viridiplantae; Streptophyta; Magnoliopsida; Brassicales; Cleomaceae
Exons: 1
Coding region: 202-450 (82 amino acids)
Source: RefSeq, a predicted model, not a curated record